UUCAGCCAUUUUACUACAGUUGUUAAUUGAGAAACACCGUAGCUAAACCAAAAUAUGUCAGGACGUGGUAAAGGAGGUAAAGUGAAGGGAAAGAGCAAGACCCGGUCGUCUCGUGCCGGACUUCAGUUUCCAGUCGGCAGGAUCCAUCGUCUACUCCGCAAGGGUAACUACGCCCAGCGUGUUGGUGCCGGUGCCCCAGUCUACCUGGCUGCCGUGAUGGAGUACUUGGCCGCAGAAGUGUUGGAAUUGGCAGGUAAUGCUGCCAGGGACAACAAGAAGUCUCGAAUCAUCCCCCGUCACUUGCAGUUGGCUAUCCGCAACGACGAGGAAUUAAAUAAACUCCUGUCUGGAGUGACCAUUGCCCAGGGAGGUGUCUUGCCCAACAUCCAGGCCGUCCUUCUACCAAAGAAGACACAGAAGGCUGCCAAGUAAAAAAAAAAAAGAAAUGGAGAAAAAGAAACGAGUCGUGGCACCAAUCUUGCUGUUAAAGCAUCAAUCAAUCCAACGGCCCUUCUAAGGGCCACCCAUGUCUUCAUGAAAGUUUUGUCAUGGUCCCUAUCGUCAUUUUGCGAUAUACUUUUUUUCACUUAUAUUUCAUGCCUUUUAAAUUCACUUGACUCUCUUCAGUAUUUUCACUUAAAAGAACUUUUUUUCCCUCGAAGACUUAAGACCAAUAACUUUUUCUAGGGUCAAGACCUCCCUCAUCUUUCUUCAGAAGAGGAUAAUAGGGGAACAAAUGUGAUACUAACAUUCUGAACUUUUUUGACUUUGAUUCUGUAUAUUACAGAAAAGAGCUUAUUCAGCUUGGAAUCGUAAAAAGAUGUUUUCCGAAAACAGAUCAGUGCUAAAUGUUUUUUUCGUCUUUUUUUUUUUUUUUGUGCUGUGUGACCCUCUUACAGAUAUAAUAAUUCCACCUCCAUAGAACCAAUAUAAACACCAUUCAUUCUAUACACAACAAUCUCUCCUCUUUAUUACUACACGUGAUUUUUGUCUUAAUUGUAAACAAAUAUUAUAAAUGUAAACAUUCUCACCUCCACUCUCUUCCCAGCAUCGGACCAAGUAUCUUCAUUGAUCACACAGGAACUUAACACGGAAUAUUUUAUAUAAUGUACGUUUUACAAAAAUAUAUAUUUCAUACAUUCUUCUAGGUUCGAUAUUUGGCUCAAUUCAAGCUCGAGUUUACAAUCUAAGAAGACAUCCCUAUGGCUUUGUACCAAUGUUCUGUCCAUUUUUAUUAAUAGACAUGCAUUUUUGCAAUUGCCAAUAUUCUCUGCCCAUUUAAUUCUGUAAGAGUUUCAACGUAACGAUUUUUUUAGUUUUUCGGCAAAUAAAGUUUUUGUUAUGGUCA
Octopus sinensis (East Asian common octopus) is the source of this 1348-nucleotide messenger RNA. RefSeq names its product histone H2A. Gene Ontology annotation, cellular component: nucleosome. NCBI's taxonomy places the organism in Eukaryota, Metazoa, Mollusca, Cephalopoda, Octopoda, Octopodidae. The coding region runs from base 55 to 432 and encodes 125 amino acids. The transcript has a single exon. Gene Ontology annotation, molecular function: protein heterodimerization activity; structural constituent of chromatin; DNA binding. The record is from RefSeq and is a predicted model, not a curated record.